AUGCAUAGGUCUGUAGAGGCCACUUUGCGAUCGCUUCGCUAUCGCGCGGUUCUGCUGCGCCUUCAAUUCGUGUACGCGCGCCGCGUGUGCGUAGGCGGGGAAGCGUCCGACACAUCGACAGAAUGUAGCAACCGCGUGUGCGUAGGCAGGGAAGCGUCCGACACAUCGACAGAAUGUAGCAAACAGUCAUAUGCGUUCUCUCGAUUUCGAUUGUUGUCAACAAAGCGCUUUGGAACGUAUGCCUUGAAAAGCACGGAAGACCUGCACAGGGAGGUGGUCGACAACUCCUGCGUCUGUCCUUCGGCCCCAGCUUGGUGUAGCGACGCCUAG
Messenger RNA from Rangifer tarandus platyrhynchus (Svalbard reindeer), 330 nucleotides. Lineage: Eukaryota; Metazoa; Chordata; Mammalia; Artiodactyla; Cervidae. The record is from the annotation of a GenBank genome assembly.